UUUUACAGUAGUAUCAUCAUCCUAAUUGAACACGAUUCUUGUUGCUUUCAGACAUUUUCCAUCUUCUAGGGUUUUGCUUCUCAGCAAUUCCAGGAAAAUGGAAGUGAAAGCAAGAGCUCCUGGGAAGAUCAUCCUCGCAGGCGAACACGCUGUUGUCCAUGGAUCUACUGCAGUAGCUGCAGCCAUUGAUCUCUAUACUUACGUUACUCUUACCUUUCCUCCUCGAUCAGCUGAGAACAACGAUAGGCUUAUACUCCAGCUCAAGGACAUUUCGUUGGAGUUUUCCUGGUCCUUAGCCAGAGUCAAAGAAGCAAUUCCUUAUGAUUCAAGCACUUCGUGUCGUUCAACUCCGGCUUCAUGUACAGACGAGACCCUUAAAUCAAUUGCAGUUUUGGUUGAAGAGCAAAAUCUUCCAAAGGACAAGAUCUGGCUCUCCUCUGGGAUCUCCACGUUUCUCUGGUUAUACACCAGAAUUAUAGGGUUUAAUCCGGCUACGGUCGUCAUUAACUCUGAGCUUCCAUACGGAUCUGGCCUCGGUUCAUCAGCAGCUUUAUGUGUAGCUCUCACAGCUGCUCUUCUCGCUUCUUCUAUUUCAGACAAAACCCGUGGUAAUGAUUGGUCAUCUCUCGAUGAAACCAAUCUUGAGUUGCUAAACAAAUGGGCUUUUGAAGGCGAAAAGAUCAUCCAUGGGAAACCUUCUGGGAUAGACAACACCGUCAGUGCAUACGGCAACAUGAUCAAGUUCUGCUCAGGCGAGAUAACUCGGUUACAGUCCAACAUGCCUUUGAGAAUGCUGAUCACCAACACUAGAGUCGGGCGGAACACAAAAGCUCUUGUCUCUGGUGUGUCACAGAGAGCGGUGAGACAUCCUGAUGUGAUGAACUCAGUGUUCAACGCCGUGGAUUCUAUAAGUAAAGAGCUCGCUGCGAUCAUUCAAUCUAAAGACGAGACCUCAGUUACAGAAAAAGAAGAGAGUAUAAAAGAACUCAUGGAGAUGAACCAAGGUCUGCUCCAGUCAAUGGGGGUUAGCCACAGCUCGAUCGAGACUGUGAUCAAAACCACGGUCAAGCACAAGCUUGUCUCCAAACUGACAGGAGCUGGUGGCGGCGGCUGCGUCCUCACUCUGUUACCAACCGGGACGGUGGUGGACAAAGUUGUGGAGGAGCUCGAGUCCAGCGGUUUUCAGUGUUUCACAGCGUCGAUCGGUGGUAACGGAGCUCAAGUUUGCUAUUGAUCAUACUGUGAAAUCAUAUUUGGCCUCUCACCAUUCUUAAACUUGCAGACAUGUACUUCAAGAAGGCUGCAAUUAGAAAUCCAAAGAGUCAUUUUUUUUUCUUAUUACUGAUGUGUUAAAUGUAAAAUUGCUUUAUUACCAUGUGAAAAUGAUUUGAAAACAAGUAAUAAAAAUUUAAUUUUUGUCUU
This is a messenger RNA of Camelina sativa (false flax), 1422 nucleotides long. Lineage: Eukaryota; Viridiplantae; Streptophyta; Magnoliopsida; Brassicales; Brassicaceae. The record is from RefSeq and is a predicted model, not a curated record.